Lingula anatina is the source of this 840-nucleotide messenger RNA. RefSeq names its product protein PAXX. Gene Ontology annotation, cellular component: site of double-strand break; nucleus; nonhomologous end joining complex. Gene Ontology annotation, biological process: double-strand break repair via nonhomologous end joining. Gene Ontology annotation, molecular function: molecular adaptor activity. The record is from RefSeq and is a predicted model, not a curated record. NCBI's taxonomy places the organism in Eukaryota, Metazoa, Brachiopoda, Lingulata, Lingulida, Lingulidae.
ACGCCUCUAAUUGCAAAAGAAAAAUGCCUGGCUUUCGCGAGCUGUUGAGGGAACAUGGAUUGAACGAAGUCUACAAAGUAACAGAGUCUCUCGCCGGGCGAUACUUGGUGUUUAUGAGAGUGACAGGAGACAAAUGGGUACUUUGUGUAAGCAAUGGCUGUGAUGUGUGGAAGACGGAACUCAACAAAGAAGAACUUGAGGCAGAAAGAGAUGUUGCAGAUUUUAAGUCCUUAGAGGAAUACUUGACCAGGUUUAGCCAAUCAUUCCAAAGGGGAGAGAUGACAGUCAGUUGUAUGGGGAAGAAAGCAACACUGGAAGUUGGACUAGGAAUCAGCAGUUUAAGUCUCGACCUUUAUGAAGCAAGUGCCGCAGAGAGAAAAGAAGAAAUACAAACAUUACUAUUUUUUUUAGCCAGUACGGCACAUAGUUUAGAAAUUGAGCUGAAAAAGUCCAAAGAUAUGGUUGAGGGUCUUCAGCAUCAGAUUGGCAAAGCAUCAAAUAGCAAUACAGCAUUUGUCGAUUUGGACAAGAAACGAGGUAGUCAGACCAAGGCUAAACCAAAGCAACCUGGAAUGAGUGUAAUCAAUCCAUCAAGUAAGAAAAGGAAGGCAGCACAAGGUGUUGUGUUUGAUUAAACAAUUAAUGAAUCCACCAAACCAGAGGAGCAAGCGCGGAACUUUUAUAACAGUGCUCAUUAAUAUUAAUAAUAUUGACUGUUAUAUUGUUAGAAUCGAUUACAAUUUUGCAGCUUGAUUUUUUCUUUAAAUGAACCAUCUAUUUUUUUUCCUUUAAAAAAUCCCAUUUUUAAAGAUCCUAUACAUCUUUUUGCAACUGGAUACC